GCACUUUGAUGACGCCAUCACCCGGAGCCACAACACAAAAACAACAACAGAGCUCAGCUGUUCGGAUGCUAACUAGCCGGCCUAGUUACCGAGCGCUGUUCUUCAGCGACUUUGUUUUUAUAUAUUCAUGAGCAGCUUUUACACUUUCCAAUGCGUUUGUUUGUAAAAUAUACGUUUUGUAUAAAUAUUAAGUAAUUAGCUUUAAUACUUAAUUCCUUCCGCCUGCUCCAUGCUAGCUUGCUAGCAGCUUAGCUUUUUUAAACCGAGGGGGGAAGAAGUCUGCCGGGGGGGGGGGGGGGGGAAGAAAGAAGAAAGAAAAGGUAAUGACACGACUUUUGUUUUAUUAAAAGUGUAAAAACUCCACCACAGGGUUUAUGACCGUGUGACUCUGAAUGGGAAGCAGCUGAACGUCCGAGAGAAGAGAGACGCGACAACGGAGCAGCCCGAACAAACCCGAGUUCAUCCAUCGUGUCGAGAAAGUGAACUGUCACUCAAAAGAAACACCCUCGACGGCUGCGAAGAGCACGUGACUGUCACGUGACCCGCGUGUGACGUCGAUCGACAGGAGACUUGAUGGUCUGUCCCAUUCACUGUCAAAUGUACUGCAGGACGAGGAAGGGGACAUGCAUGGUGUGUGUGUGUGUGUGUGUGUGUGUGUUCAUGUUUGUAUGUGUAUGUGUGUUCGUGUGUGUGUGUGUGUGUGUGUGUGUGUGUGUCACGAUUCAAUCAUCGAUGAUGAUCUUGGAACCAGGAAUUACGACCUCCGGGUCGGAAAUUAAAAAAUGGAUCAACCCUGCGAGUCGCAGUAUUUCCCCUACCAUUGAAUUGGGAGGGUGCUUCAGAAGUCAUUUCAGAUUUCACCAGGCCCGGGAUAUUUAUGGCAAAGCUAGACCACAAGAGCACCCGGUGGAGAUUGUGACCUCCACCAAUGACCACCAACGUCAUCAUUUCCCCGUCCGCUGUCAUGUCACCGCGAAAGAGACCCCUGGUCCCCGUGAGCAGCCGGCGCAAGGCGGCGGACGACCACUUCCCGUUCAACUUCCUGCCGGUGGAGUGCCAGCUGCACGUGCUGUCCUUCCUGAACGAGGUGGACAAGUGCAGCUGCGCGCUGGUCUGCCUGAGCUGGAGCUGCAUCGUGCGCUCGUGGAAGCUGUGGCGGGUCGCCGACUACUCCCGCCGCGGCGUCUUCCAUCUCGGCCAGGAGGGGCUGCUCGUGUCCAACCGCGAGUUUGAGCGCUGGAAGGCCUGGGUCCACCACUACACCCACCACCUCAUCUCCCGCCGGGCCAGCCUGCUGACGCUGAAGGCCAGCUUCGACCUGGGCGAUCGCUGCAACAAGUGGGGCGAGCUGCUGAGCCACCUGCUGGAGAACGUCCACUGCAGGGACCUCAGCCACCUGGACCUGAACUGGACCUUCACUCUCCUGGAGCCGCUGGACCUCAGGGUCACCUCUGGCUCCAGCUCCCACCAGGACAGCAUCACCAAAAUGGAUCAGGUGACCAGUUUCCAGGAGCUGCUGACCAACCUGACCCACAGCUGCCCGCGCAUCGCCAAGAUGCGGCUACAUUUCGACUGGUCGGACUUGUCCGUGUCGCUGCUCACCCAGUUCCAGCAGCUGCGAGUGCUCGAGCUCAAAUACUUCUGGGUCUUCAAAGGAGUGACCCCCUCGACGCUGCAGACCCUGACCAAAUCCCUGCCCAACCUGAAGUCUCUGACGCUGCACAUCCUGGUGCCGCUGAGGAACCUGGGCAUCUCCUACACGCUGGAGUCCCACUCGCUGGAGUUCCUGGACGUGUCGCCGAGCCGAGGCCUGGUCUUCUGCUGCCUGAAGCUGCCCGCGCUGCGCGAGCUCCGGGCCAAGAAGAUCGUCCGCGGCAUCACCCUGGACCGCAGGACCAGGCUGAGGAUCCAGCACCGGUGGCCCUGCCUGUACCACGUCCUCCGGGAGGGGACGCCGAAGCUCCAGGCGCUGAACAACGAGAGGCUGCUCCCCACGUGGCGAGAGGAAAGCUACGGGGAGCUGUCCGCCAUCCUGGAACAGUCCUGUUACUGCGUUCAGCAUCUCGACAGCUGGCUGUGGUAGUCACCUGAACGACGGCUGGUGGACUCCAGAAGAAAAACUAUAUACAUGUAAUUUACACACACACACUCCGCAGAGUUGCCGAUAAGAGACUUGAGACCUGAGGUCGUUUCCACAACAGGAAGUUGCUGUUACUCUGGAAACACUUUUAUCACAUGUUGACAAGACAAUGAUAACAAAAAAUCAUAUCUCUAAUUAUUUUAUAUUGUUUGUCCAGUUUCCCUCCCAAAAAAAUAUCAAAGGUGCUUCAUGCUGA
Messenger RNA from Scophthalmus maximus (turbot), 2336 nucleotides. RefSeq lists its product as uncharacterized. Gene Ontology annotation, biological process: protein polyubiquitination; SCF-dependent proteasomal ubiquitin-dependent protein catabolic process. Bases 929 to 2083 code for a protein of 384 amino acids. NCBI's taxonomy places the organism in Eukaryota, Metazoa, Chordata, Actinopteri, Pleuronectiformes, Scophthalmidae. Gene Ontology annotation, cellular component: SCF ubiquitin ligase complex. The record is from RefSeq and is a predicted model, not a curated record. Gene Ontology annotation, molecular function: protein binding. The transcript is spliced from 3 exons.